Chinchilla lanigera (long-tailed chinchilla) is the source of this 3253-nucleotide messenger RNA. Its product is annotated as zinc finger protein OZF-like. The coding region runs from base 1 to 1449 and encodes 482 amino acids. The transcript is spliced from 3 exons. Gene Ontology annotation, biological process: regulation of transcription by RNA polymerase II; central nervous system development. NCBI's taxonomy places the organism in Eukaryota, Metazoa, Chordata, Mammalia, Rodentia, Chinchillidae. Gene Ontology annotation, cellular component: nucleus. Gene Ontology annotation, molecular function: RNA polymerase II cis-regulatory region sequence-specific DNA binding; DNA-binding transcription factor activity, RNA polymerase II-specific. The record is from RefSeq and is a predicted model, not a curated record.
AUGCCAACCACGCACAAAGACCGGAGGGAAGAGAGGCCAAGAAAUGCAAGUUUCCCUUCACUGGCUACCAAACUGCCCCGCGCAACAGUAAAAAGAGCUUACCGAGGCAAGGAUAAGCCCGGCCCCCACGCCUGGACUACGACCCGCCCGGAGCCCCGCCAACCUCCGUUCUGGCCUCUGCCCCUUCUUCGACCACCUGACCCCGCUGCGAGCCGGUGGCAGGACUCCGCCGCACUCCCGCGGGAGGAAGCUGGGACUCCUGCCAGGGGCUCCGAGCGCCGCAGCGCAGCUCGCCGAGCCCCCGGCCCGCCCCGCCCCUCGCCGGCCGAGCCCCGGCCGGAAGUGACGUCGGCGGCCGGCGCGCUCUUCCGGCCCUGCCUCGGCGAGCCUGAGAGACUUGUUACCUUCCGAGUCGUGCGGGCCACUCCGGCUUUUGGCCGGAGGUGUAGCCUUGCUAUGGAUCUUCAAGUUUUCAAUGGAGAAAACCCCUACAAAUUGGAGGAAUAUGAAAAGAGCUUCCAGUAUUUUCCAUGCCUUACUAAUCCCAUGGAAACCCACACUGAAGCAACACUCUGUGAAUGUGAGGAGUGUUGGAGAGCAUUUGCCUUUUCCUCACACCUGAGUCAAUAUGUAACAAUUUCUUCUGGAGAGAAAUCCCAAAAAUGUAAGGAAUGUGGGAAAUGCUUUGCUACUUUUACUCAACUUUCUGCUCAUAUGGAAGUUCAUACUGGAGAAAAGCCCUUCCAGUGUAAAGAGUGUGGGAAGUGCUUUACAAGUAACACAUACCUUAACGAUCACAGGAAAAUUCACACUGGAAUAAAGUCGUACAAAUGUGUGGAAUGUGGGAAAGCCUUCCUGAGGUGGUCAGGCCUGACUGAACACUUACGAGGAGUUCACAGUGGAGAGAAGCCCUUUGUGUGUAAGGAAUGUGGGAAAGCCUUCUCGAGAUCCACUCAGCUUAAUGAACACACCAGGACACACACUGGAGUCAAGCCCUAUGAAUGUAAGGACUGUGGGAAAGCCUUCACUCAGUACUCAGGCCUUGCCACCCACGUACGCAUUCACAGUGGAGAGAAGCCCUUUCAGUGUAAGCAGUGUGGGAAAGCCUUCACUAGGACCUCAGGCCUUAUUCACCAUGUGAGAACACACACAGGCGAGAAGCCUUUUGAGUGUAUUCAUUGUGGGAAAACCUUCAUUACUGCCUCCCACCGUACUAAACAUAUGAAAAUUCACAGUGGGGAAAAGCCCUUUGUGUGCAAUAUCUGUGGGAAGGCGUUUGUAUACUCCACAUCCCUUAACAUUCACAUGCGAACGCACACUGGAGAGAAACCUUACAUCUGUAAGGAAUGUGGGAAAGCGUUUGCUGUUUCCUCACGCUUAAGCAAACAUGCAAGUGUUCACCAUGGGGAGAAGGCCUAUAAAUGUGAGGGUAUCAGUGUUGCUAUUUAGCCCCUCUGUGGCCACCCUUAAAUACUGACAGUGACACCAAAGAUCAUUGGUUAGUCUUAUCUGCUUUGUGUGAGUUGUAAUGGCUCCCACUGGCAUAGGUGCCACCUGUUCAUCUGACUUUGAGUUCCCCUCUGGAACUUAUUUUUGGUAGCGCUGGGGAUGAACCCUAGAGCCUCACACAUACUAGGCAAGCACUCUUCUACUGAGCUACAUUGCUGACCCCUUAAACUGUUUCACACAUAGCUAAGUCUGAGCACUUUUGGGGGUUAUGGUGAGGUCACUACUGCAGGUUGACCUUGACUGGUGCUUGGACACCUGGUGAUGGUAGCAUUAACAAAUGCUAUGCAUGCGUGUCCAACCUUUGACUUGCUUGGCCUCAUUGAUUGCGGCACAUAUAUAAUGUAGUUAAUGUAUAUAUUUAACAAAAUUUCCUUUUAAAAAUAUUUUUAUGAUAAUACUAAAUAAAAUAAGGUAAGCAACCUGUAGUUAUAGGGUGGACCUGCCUGCAUGAGAUAACAGAUUUGGUUCUGCCCCUUGUUGGUUAACGGCUGGCUAUUCAUCUGAAAAUUCUCCAGAGCCCCAGCUGGUACAGGACCAGGUGGACUGAUGAAAGGCAUUCCUCUGGGUGUCCUUUGAGCCCAUUGAUCGUGCUAAGCAUGCCAAGAAGGAAAUGGUCCCUAUCUGUUCGCAAUGACUAGUUCACAUUUGUAACUAAUUACCCCUGUGUUUCCUUAUAAUAUCUAAGAAGUCUACCUUGUUCCCUAGAUCUAUUUUACCUGUCAUGGUUUUUUUUUUUUGGUACUGGGAAUCGAACUCAGAACCUUGCGCUUGCCAGGCAGGCACUGUGCCGCUGAGCUAUAUCCACAGCCCUAUAUCUAUUUUAGAUCCAAGUAGUAAUUCCUCUGCGAGUAUAAUCCCAUCUCUUCUCUUUUAUGUUGAGAUUGCUAAUAUCCCAGCCAUGGGUCCCAUCCUUGAUGUCUUUAUCAAAUGCUUUUUCAGCCAGACUCUUUGUAUUUUCAAUCCAAGCUUUCUGAGUUUUUGUAAGAUAAGCAGUAUGAUUUUUCCAAAUUUCCCAAUUCUGGUUCCUUUUAGUAUAACAGUUCUUUGUUGGAUUCAAGUUUUCACAUUUUACUACAUGUAAUCACGUGGAGCCAAGCUCCUCUUUUAACACUUUAAUUACAAACCUCAGAUAAAUUUUCGAUUGUUAUCACUCUUCAGUUCUACCUAUCACAGAUUGCUUGAAUAGAGCUGUAUUCCGGCAAGGUCUUCACUCACUCUACCCCACUUUCCUUUACCUCCCUCCUCCCUCCCUCCCUGUCAUCUAUCCCUUCACUUUGAUGCUGGGGAUUGAACCUAUUCUAGGUUAAGUGCUCUACCACGGAGCUACAUCAGUAGUUCUUUUUUUUUUUUUUUAAACAUUUUAUAGUACUCUGGAUUGAACCCAGUGACUUCAUGCUAAGCUGCAUUCUCACCCUUUUAUUUUUAUUCUGAAAUACACUAUCACUAAAUUGCCUUGUCUGAGUUUGAUCCUCUAGCCUGUCUCCCACAAUGCUGGGAUUACAGGCUUGCACAGCAGGCCCAGCUUUUGUUUUAAGUUUUUAGAAAGAAUCUUGGUAAAUUGCCCAGGCUAGCCUUGCACUUGUAGUCCUGGUGCCUCAGUCUGUAAGGGAGCUGGAAUUACAGGGUUGUGCUAACUCACCUGUUUUUGUGUUUCUCAUUCCCAAAUGACCAGUCACCUGUACAUUCCUUCGUGUCCUGAUUUUUUUUUUUUUUUUUUUUUUUGAGAUAGACUCUCACUAUGUAG